Guillardia theta CCMP2712 is the source of this 1362-nucleotide messenger RNA. RefSeq lists its product as hypothetical. The transcript has 6 exons. The record is from RefSeq and is a predicted model, not a curated record. Bases 1 to 1362 code for a protein of 453 amino acids. NCBI's taxonomy places the organism in Eukaryota, Cryptophyceae, Pyrenomonadales, Geminigeraceae.
AUGUCUCUCUUGCUUGCUGGCUGCACCUCGUGGGAGCAAUCUGGAAGGAAUCCCAAGAAGGGCGAAACUCCUUCGGGUGAAAAUCUCAACGUCCCUACCGUCUUCGCCCCAGCCUUGAAACUGAAAUUCGAUUCGAUCUUCACCGGGCCCUCAUCUACUCAUUGUAUCGCACUCACAAGCGACGGGUCCUGCUACAGCUUCGGCAGGAAUGAGACAGGUCAGUUGGGUCAAGGAGACAAGUCCAACAGGAGCUCGCCUACUCUGAUCAAAGCUCUGGAGAAUGAGACUGUUGUAAAUAUUGCUGUCGGAAAGACUCACACGAUCUUCCUUGGAGAUGCGGGGCAAGUUUGGUGCUGUGGAACGAACAAGUUUGGUGAGUGUGGAAUUGGAAGAACCUCUGAGGUGGAAGACAAGCCGAAGCCCGUCAACUUCGGAAGCAAGAUCGUUCACGCGGGAGCGGGAGCCGAGUUCUCCAUUGCCGUGAAUGAGGAAGGCAAAGUGUUUUCGUUCGGACAUCCCGAGUAUGGUGCGCUUGGCCAUGGAACGGAUGGUCGUUUCAUCAUCGCUACGGGCCGUCAGGGCUUCCGCGAAGUCUCUACUCCUACCCAGAUCACUCAGUGGCAUCUCUCUGAUAGCAAAGGCAAAGAAUUUUUGGGUGCCAUUGUGGAACCGCCAGUGAUCCAGCGGGUUUACUGUGGGAACAAGCACACGCUUGCUGUAGGGGAUGAUGGCUCCUUGUGGGCAUGGGGUUACAACGGAUAUGGUCGUCUAGGACUGAACGACCCGCACGAUCGAAAACGUCCAUGCAAGGUCGAGUUUUUCCAGGGUCCCCAUGCCAUCAAGAACCCGGACUUGGUCGUAGCAGGCGGGGCUUCAUCCGGAGCAGUCGAUGGCAUCGGCCAGUUGUACACUUGGGGGCAGAUUAAGAAGGUCGGAGAGUCGCAGGUUCGCCCGCAUGCUGAGCACAACCUGGGAGGAUGGCGCGUGCGUUCGUUGUCAUUUGGAAACGAAUCUUUUGCGAUCUCUUGCGAUGGAAACAAGGAGCCUCGCCGACCAUGGGUCGAAGGCUGCGAGUCGAUUCCACAUGUCAUCACAUGGGGGACGAGCAAGUAUGGCGAACUUGGGUAUGGCGGAAGCAAGAAGUCGAGCGCGAACCCCGACAUAGUCUCAAGCUUGACUGGCUUCACAGUGAAGAAGGUUGCUGCAGGUGUGGGCCACACUUGCUUUCUGCUGGACAAGGACGUCGACGAGUCUUCCUUUCCUGUGUAUGAUCCUCCCGCUGACGAGCCGUCAAGUGGGAAACGAGGGGCAGGAGCAGCGAAGGGGGCAGCGGCAGCGAAGAAAGCCAAGAAGAAGAAGUGA